GAAAUAUACCUCCGACGCAGUAUUCGAUUGAAGUUCAAAGAAGUUGCGUUACUUCUGCUUCUCACAAUAACAUUCAGAAAGCUGAACUCACAAAGUGCUAUUAUCUUUCACAUACACUUCCGCUUUAGGUUCAGGUAAUGUGAGAGAUAUUGUAUUAUUGUCUACAAUGUCGAAUUCAUUCGUUGUUGCCGCAUGCGCUCCACGCUGACAGCUCAACGCACCACGUCAGCUUGUCGGAUCGCAUUGAGCAUUUCCCAGAGAACGAUUUAAGCAAGGCUCCUGAAAUACACCAGAGAAUCAUGUCGUCUGUCUACAAGAGCCAGGAAGACCAAUACAAAGAGUCUACAGACUACUACCAUGAGAAAAAGGACACCGAAAACCCCGUAUACAUACGGAAGGCUGCAAGAGAGUUUGGGUUUAGCUAUUAUCGCUUGCGACGAAGAGUUCACGAAUUACCAUCCAGAUCGACUCGUCAACCCGCGAAUUUGAAGCUUACUGAGGCUCAGUAUGACUCUCUAUUUGAUGAUCCCGACUCUCUCAAUCGGACUGGCGUUCCUCUCUAACUGCUAGACGCAUAAGGGACGCAGCCGAAGCAAUACUUAAAGGCAGCCAACCUGAUCCUGAUCUUUCACCACCAAAGUUCUCCAACAUGUGGCCUUAUCGCUUUCUCGAACAAAACAAACAAAUCGUCAGGCAGCCGCAGCAACGAGAAGCACCAAAAACUGGAACAGCGGAUAUUGGGCGGAGAUAAGACAGGCACAGCAAAUUCUGAAGCAACCUCGGCUCCCAGAACACAUUCCGACUCCUGAUUCGCUGAGGCCUAUCGCCCCUGCCGAGUAACCGGAGGAAUGAAGAAAUUGUAAUCGGAAAAGUCGUGCCGGUUUAAUCCCAUGCCAUGUUUGUUGUCAUACAUUUAUUUGUCUAUUCGUCAUUUCUUUUCUCAGUUUAGCAGUUGCUUGAAAAGGUUG
Molecule: messenger RNA, 968 nt
Organism: Aspergillus eucalypticola CBS 122712
Lineage: Eukaryota; Fungi; Ascomycota; Eurotiomycetes; Eurotiales; Aspergillaceae
Exons: 1
Coding region: 300-563 (87 amino acids)
Source: RefSeq, a predicted model, not a curated record